This is a messenger RNA of Lolium rigidum, 858 nucleotides long. RefSeq lists its product as uncharacterized. The transcript is spliced from 2 exons. Gene Ontology annotation, biological process: DNA-templated transcription. Bases 1 to 858 code for a protein of 285 amino acids. The record is from RefSeq and is a predicted model, not a curated record. Gene Ontology annotation, molecular function: sequence-specific DNA binding. Lineage: Eukaryota; Viridiplantae; Streptophyta; Magnoliopsida; Poales; Poaceae.
AUGCCGUUCCUGAGCCCCCUUGCCGGCGACGACGCCGACGAGUACUACUAUGGCUACGACGCCGGGUACCGCCGUGGCAGCGGCAGCGGCGGCGGCACCGGAAAGAGCGCCAAGAAGGACAAGGGCAUCUUCUCCUGCCUCCCCUGCUUCACCCCCAUCUCGCCCGGAGCGAUUGACCCGGCGGCGCAGGCGUACCGCCGCCUCCUCUCCUCCGACUCCAGCGACAGCGACAACGUCGGCGUCGUCGACCUCACCGCCGACCUCGCCCGCCUCCGCCUGCGCUACUCCCGCCUCGCCGCCGGCCCGCCCGUCCGCCCGCGCGACGUCCCCGCCCUCAUCGCCCGCCCGGACGACCCGCCGCUCGCCGUCGCCGCGCUCUCCUGGCUCGGCGGCGACCUCCGCCCCUCCUGCAUCCUCCGCACCCUCCUCCCGGCGCUCUUCCCCUCCCUCCCCUCCCACGCCCGCGACGCGCUCUCCGCCGCCGCGCGCCGCCUCCAGGCCCGCGAGGCCGCGCUCGACGGCGAGGUGGCCGAGUACCAGGCCACGUACGCCAUGAAGCUCGCGUGCGAGAGCACCAAGGAGGGCUUCGCCGACACGGCCGCCGAGGAGGUCUGCAAGAUGGCGCGCGCCGCGCGCCGGGCCGACAAGCUGCGCUGGCGCGCCGUCGAGGCCGCCGUCAAGGAGGUGCUCGCGCCGCCGCAGGCCAAGGAGUUCCUCAAGGCCGUCGAGGACGUCGCCGCCAAGGUCGGCAGGCACGGAACCAGGUGGCACGCGCGCGCUGGGCCCCUCUCGGUGCCCGCCGAGGCCUUCGACCGCAUGCGCGCCAAUGCCAGGGCAGCCGCGGAUGAUGCGUGGUGA